AUGGCAGGCGGCCACAUGAAAUUCCGGACCCUCGGCCGCAACUCAGCCCACCGACAAGCCCUCCUCCGCAACCUAGUCACCGCCCUGGUCAAGCAGGAGUCCAUACAAACAACAUGGCCGAAGGCCAAGGAGGCCCAGCGUAUGGCGGACAAGCUCAUCACCCUGGCAAAGAGGAAUAACGAGACGUCGAGGCGGGAGGCACAGAGCAUUCUCUACACACCAGACGCACUCCUGCCCAAGCUCUUCGGCGAGCUGCGAGAGCGCUACCUCACCCGACCGGGCGGCUACACGCGCGUGCUGCGCACCGAGCCCAAGAACAGGGACGACCAGGCGCCCAGCGCGAUCCUGGAGCUGGUGGAUGGGCAGCGCGACAUGCGCUUCGCCAUGACGGCCGCGACGGUGGCGCGCGACGAGGUGCUGGGCAAGGCCAGCACGCACAUCACCAACAUGAACGUCAAGAAGGUCACGGCGUUCCGGCAGGGCGGCGAGGCCGAGUUCCGCGCGCUCGUCGACGAGAUCAAGGAGCGCGAGGGUGCGUCCUUCGAGGCCGCCGCUGAGAGGGAGCGCCAGGUUCAGGACGGCUUGUACAAGUUCCACAUCCGCUUGCCGAAGGGGAAGGGCCGGCGGGGCGGCAGGGGUCAACAGUCGGAAGAAGCGAGUGAAUUGGAUUAA
Molecule: messenger RNA, 672 nt
Organism: Diaporthe amygdali
Lineage: Eukaryota; Fungi; Ascomycota; Sordariomycetes; Diaporthales; Diaporthaceae
Product: mitochondrial 54s ribosomal protein 8
Exons: 2
Coding region: 1-672 (223 amino acids)
Biological process (GO): translation
Cellular component (GO): ribosome; mitochondrial large ribosomal subunit
Molecular function (GO): structural constituent of ribosome
Source: RefSeq, a predicted model, not a curated record